AUGGAGACUCAAACCGUCUUGAUCCUCACCAACUCGGAACCCGGCCAGUCCAAUGUCCAACUAGCCGUGGCUCACGAGAUGCUUCUGCGCUCUGGAUACGACAUCCACAUUGCCUCGUUUCCCAUUCUGGAAGGGAAGAUCAAGGAGCUCAAUACAUAUGCUGGAGAAUGUGCCACCAAUUCAGAGACUGCAACAUUUCAUGCGCUGGAGGGUCCAACUUGUGUCGAAGCCGUUCGACAGAACUUCACCCACGACAGCUUCAUGGGCGUGAAGCCAGGCUAUGGCGUCCGCGCUGCAGUCAACGUGUACUCGAACCAGCUACCCCUCAUCGCCUCUAUGUGGAAUUCUGAAGACUACCUCACGGUCUAUGACAGCUGCAUCAAAGUGAUUGAUGAGGUGAAGCCCAAUCUGAUCGUCGUCGACUUGCUUCUUCAGCCCGCCAUCGAUGCCUGCUCCGUCAGCAAAGUCAAUCACUGCUUCCUGGGACCGAACACUUUACUUGAACAUAUCCCUACUCUCCGACUGACCAAGCCGUGGAAAUAUCCCCAAUUGAACUCCGGGUUCCCGUUCCCCCUCCCAUGGAGCCAGGUCCUACCCAACAUCUACCUAGCUUUCCGCUUGAUCCUCAGCCUAGUGACCUCCCGUCGCCUGAAGGAUGUCUCAGAAGCUCGCAACGCACACGGUAUUCCAGGCCGCUAUCCACCAGCCACAACCUCCGUGCCAUCCAUCAUCACUUCUCUCCCAGAGACAGACUUCCCUUGCAAGAUUUCAGCAAACAUUACCUGCUGUGGACCUAUUCUGCGACCCUGCAAGCCGAUCGAAGAGCAGGACCCCGGGUUGGCGCUCUGGUUGGCUCAGAGACCAACCGUACUUGUGAACCUGGGCUCCGGUUUGAUCUGGGAUACACAGCGCACAAUUCAAUUCGCGGAGGGUAUUCGUGUGUUACUCCAGCGUCGCCAGUGGAUCCAGGUCCUCUGGAAACUGCAGAGUAGUUCGGCCAUGGGCUCUGUUGAGUGCGAUGAGGAUGCCUUGAGCGGUAUUCGUGAGAAUAUUGAUUCUGGUCAGGUUAAGAUUAUGGAUUGGUUGCCGGAUCCGAUUUCGAUUCUGCAGAGCGGGAAUAUCCUUUGCAUGGUGCACCAUGGUGGAUCGAACUCGUUUCACGAGGCUAUCCAAGCUGGUGUUCCCCAUGUCGUGCUCCCUGUCUGGUUCGAUACCUAUGAUUUCGCUACUCGUGCUGAGUGGUUGGGCAUUGGGGUCUGGGGCAAUAGAUCUGCUGCACCACAUAUCGAUGGUGCGGAGCUGGGUGAUGCUUUGGUACGAGUGAUUGCCAGCGAUGAGUCUGUGAACAUGUUCUUGAAGGCCCAGGAAAUAAUGGGGAACUUGGGAGAAGGACGGGUGAUUGCUUGUGAGAAAAUCAUUGAGCUUCUGGAGGCCAGCCGAGAUGAACAACAGGAGAGUGAUCAAUGA
Molecule: messenger RNA, 1467 nt
Organism: Penicillium brevicompactum
Lineage: Eukaryota; Fungi; Ascomycota; Eurotiomycetes; Eurotiales; Aspergillaceae
Product: glycosyltransferase family 1 protein
Exons: 3
Coding region: 1-1467 (488 amino acids)
Molecular function (GO): UDP-glycosyltransferase activity
Source: RefSeq, a predicted model, not a curated record